Messenger RNA from Nicotiana tabacum (common tobacco), 1401 nucleotides. Its product is annotated as protein EXORDIUM-like 7. The record is from RefSeq and is a predicted model, not a curated record. NCBI's taxonomy places the organism in Eukaryota, Viridiplantae, Streptophyta, Magnoliopsida, Solanales, Solanaceae.
AGUAAUGUGAGAAUCCAAUCUAUCUAUCAAUCUCUCCAUAAAAAUAAAGGUAUCCCAGUGAACAAGUAGAGCCGGACCUCAAGGAUACUAUGUAGAUAGUCUACCAUAAUGCAAGCAUUAGUGGCUGCUCCCAUGACUCGAACUGAUGUAUCAAUCUCCCCAUAUAUUCAUCAAUCUUCCCUUUAUAUAUAUCCCAAGAAAUCUCCUCUUAGAAGCAAUCCUUUAUCUCCAUACUGACAAACAGAGAUGGACAAUAAGCUUCACUUUUUUCAUUAUCUCCAAUUCUUGUUGCUGCUGUCUUCUUCUUGCUUCUCACUUGUUGCUUUUUCUUGGAUUCCAUACAAUGAAAAUAAGAACUAUGAAGGCUCUUCUGAUCUUGUUAAUCUUGAAUACCAUAUGGGCCCUGUUCUUUCUUCUCCUAUUAAACUUUAUGUAAUAUGGUAUGGCCAAUGGAACCCUUCUCAUCAAGCCACCAUUAGAGACUUUCUCAACUCAUUUUCUUCUUCUUCUUAUGCACCUCAUCCUUCUGUUGCUGAUUGGUGGCGAACCGUUCGUCUCUACACAGAUCAAACUGGCCAAAACAUCUCAACCAUUUCACUUUCUGGUGAAUUCUUUGACUUCAACUACUCACAAGGAAAGUACCUUAGCAGAUUAUCCAUGCAAUAUGUGAUUAAAAAAGCAGUCAGAUCAUACCCAAAAUCUCUACCUUUGAAUUAUAGGAAUGGAGUUUACUUAGUGUUAACAUCUUAUGAUGUUCAAGUUCAAGAAUUUUGUAGGGCUGUAUGUGGUUUUCAUUACUUCACAUUCCCAUCAAUUCUUGGAGUGACAGUGCCAUAUGCUUGGGUAGGUUAUAGUGGGAAACAAUGUCCUGGUUUCUGUGCUUAUCCUUUUGCUUGGCCUAAGAAUUCAGGGAAACCACCACCAAGCACAAUAAAUGGAGGAAACAGCUUAAUGGGGGCACCAAAUGGCGAUCCGGGGGUCGAUGGGAUGAUCAGUGUGAUAGCUCAUGAGCUUGCUGAGGUCUCAAGUAACCCUCUUGUGAAUGCUUGGUAUGCUGGGGAUGAUCCUAUUGCACCUACUGAGAUUGCUGAUUUGUGCUUAGGUGUCUAUGGAACUGGUGCUGGUGGUGGAUUUGUUGGGCAAGUGUAUAAGGAUUCUUGGGGAAAUGGUUUCAAUUUGCAUGGAGUGAAAGGGAGAAAGUUUCUUGUUCAAUGGGUUUGGAACCCUCUCAGGAGAAGAUGUUUUGGUCCUAAUGCCAUGGAUUAGAUUAGUCAUGGUCAUUGACUAUAUAGCUAGAAGGAUGUUAUUCUUGUACAGAGUUGUUUUCAAGCUAAAUUAUUCCUCUUUAAAGUAUUUUUGCUUUAUGUAAUUUCUUUCUUUUCCCCAACUGUUCUGCUAAUU